UAACAAAAUGAGGGGAUGUGUGUGACUGAGGCAGCAGCAGCAGCGGCAGAGGAGCGCUGAGGAGCGCGUCACUUUCUGACGCUGCGGGAGAACGCGGAGCAUCUGUUGUACGGCCCCGCAGCUUAACGCACCAGACAAUAGACAGUGAAAUAUAUGGGGAGCGAAGAGAGGGGAGGGAGGAGGUGCUCCUGGCUGCUGUGACCCCCUCCCCUCCUCCUCCUCCUCCCCCCUCCUCCUCUCCCUCUCCUCCCUCCGUUCCUCCCAGUCUACAAGCUCGUCAGGCGCAGAAAUAAACAGGAGCGAGCGCAGAGCAGAGAAGACGUUCCUCCCUCCCCUCCCCCUCCUCGCUAUCUGUCCAUCUUCAUCCAGCCUUUCUUUCAUGGAGAGGAAUUAUCCCGCUGCAGGGUUCGGAGACCUGGGGGCUGCAGGGACGGGAUGGACGUACGACAGAUCGGCCAAAGCAAGCCUGAUGUAUGGAAGCUCCAGGUCGUCCCACCCAGACUCAGAGCUGCUCCACCGCCAGGCGUACGGCCCCCCCCACCCCCUCCAGGGCUAUGCAACCAAUCACCAUCCAGGAAGCAGCAGACAGGGCGGGGCCUGGGGCGCUGCUGGACGCUCGCUGGGCCUGUCGGGGCUGUUUGAUGCCAGCCUCCACCAUGCCAGCCCCUCGGGGCCUGACCCCUCCGUCAUGAAUCUGAUUUCAGCCCUGGAGUCCCGAGGUCCACAGCCCCCCACCUCCGCCUCCUCCCUCCUCUCUCAGUUUCGCACUCCCUCUUGGCAGACUGCGAUGCAUACACCGGGCCCGGCGGAGCUCUUUAUAUCAGGAGCCCUCCCGGGGUCCAGCUCCUUCCCCUCCUCCUCAGCCCUUUCUGCAUACCAGCAUCCUGGCUCCUUCUCUGGGCGAUCCUUCACUCCCUCACUAUCCCUACAGGACACACCCACAUUUAGCCCCACCUCCAAUGGUUUACUCUCCCCCCAUGAUCCCCUGCUGCACAUCAAAACCCCCUCCCAGUCCAGCUUGGGCUUUGACCGCUUGCUGUCCUCCCAGAGUGCCGCAUACCGAGGCUCCCAGGAGCCCACGGCGCCGACCCAAGCCCCUUCCACCUCUUCCAGUUGCCACCUGCCUCCUCCCCAGUUCAAUCUGCUGUCCUCCCAGCUUCAUAACCAGUCUCAGCUUUAUAACGCUUCAAUGUUCUCGUCUACACCAGCCCUGACUCCUUCGGCCCCCCCUUCAAGCCAGCCUCCAGAGAGGGCGGUUUCCCGUCAGGACAGUGUGAUAAAGCAUUACCAACGAACAUCCCCGGCUCAUUCUGCAACACUUCCCCUCCAGCAGUAUGUCAGCUGUGGUGGCUCAUCAGGCUAUCAGCAGAUAGCCAGCCACCACCGGCAUCCCGGAUUGUCCUGCAGUCCCCUUGGUGAGCAGAGCCCAUCCUCUGACCCUAAGCCCUCUGUGCGGAUGGAGCCCAAGGCGUAUCGACCGAUCAUCCAAACCCCCUACACAUCCUCCCCCUCCAGCUCCACAGCCUCUUCCUCUUCUGGUACUAAAGCAUCCAAGUGUUCAGGCUCCAGCAGUGGCUACUCCUCUGCUGGAUCAGUGUCAUCCCGUACUCCACACACUCCACCAUCAGCCUCCUCAGCCUCCUCUUUAUCAUCUUCUAGCUCCAAGACAACCGCUGGCUCCUUGUCUGCCUCCUCCCGCCAGCAGCCCCCUCCUCAGUCUGCACCAGUACAUGCACCUCUACAAGUGGUGUCAUCAAACCUUGCUCCACAGCCAGCACAAGAACAAUGCCUCUCUUCUUAUGGAUCUCCAUCUGUGGCCAAAUCAAACCUACCAGACCAGACCCCUCCCCAGCAACAUGCCCAGUCCUGCUCACCAAACCAGCCUCCGCCUACACACAUGGCCCAGUCGUAUGGGGGCUUCAACUCACCUCACGCUCAGGACCUGAGCAGUGGAUCAGGGGGCACUGGAGGAAAGAAUUUUACUGGUAUUGGGUCUGGGGGGCGCUCGUUUUCUGCAGAGGUAGUAUUUGGGGAAUCAAGCUUCAGCUCAAGAAGAGCAGGCAGUCCUUCCUUAGGAUAUGGAAAUGCAGGAGGGUCAACAGGAAGCGGGCCCAUAUCAGGACUUGGAGGUGGAGUUGGAUCAGCAGGAUUAGGGAGUGGGCCUGCAAGUGGUAGCACUGGAGGCAGCAGCUCUUACCACCUUUCUGAGUCAAGUCCAUCACCCUCCCUUGGGUCUAAGAUUAGUCGCCCCGGACUGCACUCUCCUGCUUCUGCUCGGCCUACACAGUCUCCUGGAGGUUCAGGGGCCAACAACAAAUACUUGUCCUCCAUUCUCUCUCCUGCUUUUUUGCCUUCACCACAAGGAUUCCCUGAUACUAGGCCAACACAGAGCCAGUCCUACCACUCAACACCACCAAAGUCAAAAACAGAGUCUACCAUGCUGGGAGUUGAGAGAUCCCAGGAUGCAGAAGAAGAUGAGGAGGAUUUCCUCAUCCAGCACUUACUACAUGCCCAAAGCUCAGCUCCCCAUCCAUCCCAGCAUCACCAACCUCCUCAGCAACUAUCCCAACCGCAUCCACAGGCGAGGGAUGGGGAAAACAAGGGGUUAACCUUUGACAUCAACAAGAUCUCGGAAGAACGCUACCACCUACAGAGUGUUAUUCGCACCAAUAAUGGCAGUUCAGGUUCUGGGACUGAAAUUAGUGACUCAGCAAGUGGCUUAAACAGUCAUUUGGAAAUGUCAUCAAAGAAACAGUCUCAGAAGUCAGAGUUAAAUAUAUCAAAGUCCACUGCAGUAGGGCUUGGAGGGGUCACUGACUCUUUUUCUCACUCCCAUCAACAACAACAUGACUCCUUGAGCUCUGGGCUCCACUAUGAAAGAGGAGACCCCUACACACAACACCCACACUCCCAUCACACCUCACAUCUGUCCUCACAGUCUCAGCAACAUUCUCAGCACUCCCAAAUCUCCCAGCACUCUCAGCACAGUCAUCCCCUGUCCCACUCACAUAGCCUCCCUCACAUGGACCUGAAGAAGCCUUCAGAUUCAAACACCUACUUAUGUAACACAACAGACGUGCAGCAGGCUCCCCAAAGCAGGAUCCCAAUCUCCAUGAUGGAUUCACCACCAGACCCUACCCAGCAAGCUCACAUGCUACAGUCUGUCCUUUCCCAUACCACCCGCACCAAGAUGGACCCCCAGCUACCCCCUCCACAACAACAGCAGCUUCCUUUGAGCCAGCAGGCCAUGAUAGGUUCAGCUGGAGGAGCAGGGCCUGCUGGGGGAGAAUCCAACCCACAGAGCCAGUCCUCACAGCUGCAACUCCAGCUUCAGAACCAGGGCCUAGAUACCCACUACAGCCUUGGAACCCAGCAAAGAGACCAAACCUGUUCCAGUCAGAGCUCAGUGUCUCCACUAGACUUGUUGGAGCAAUCUCUUUCCCGGGCAAACAGCAGAGACAGUGGAGGAGCUGUGGACAGAAGUGGAGUUGGGGUGACUGUGACAGGAGGGGAAGUGGGUGGUGGAGACAGACAAAGGCCGCAGCACAGGCUUACCCCUCACCACCAUCCCCAACAAACAGCCUCUGGGCUCCAUGACUUUCUCUCUGAACCAGAUUUGGGCUUGUCCACUCCCUCACACCUGCACCACCUUAACCAGUCCCAGACACAUGCCCACGUCCAUGCCCACCACCAACAGCAGGCUCAUCCUCACCAUCAGCUGUCACACUCUCAGUUAGCCCAUCCACACUCCCAUCGGAUGGCAGCAAAUAUGGGGAAUCCCCAACAACAGCAACAGCCUCAACAAAGAGAUCCUGAUACCCAGCUGUCCCACUCCCAGCUAGACCAGCUGAAGCAGCACCAGUUUGACACUGUGAGCCCAGUCGGUAAAGUAGGACAGAAUCAAGCUCAGCAGCAGCGGUUUGCUCCCCUAUCAUCCAUCUGCUUUCCUGACUCUCUGCUACAAGAUGAAGACCGCUCUUUCUUCCCUGAGAUGGAGGACAUGUUUUGUUCAGCUGAUUACAAGUCAAGCUGUGCUGGGGACUCAGGGGCAGGACAGGCUGCUCAAGAGAGCCUUACCCAGGGUCAUAGGCCCGGGCAGGACAGUAUGGAAGUCUUAAAAAGAGGAGGUUCUGUAGAGGGCUAUGAUAUAGUUGGUCAUCAUAGUGAUCAGGGCUAUGAACAGUACUGCCACAGCCUCCCAGGAACAGGAAACAGUAAUCUGCAUUUAGACCUUGACUCUAUGAAGUCUCAUGAACUCCCAUCCACUGUGAAUACAGAUCAGCUCGGCCUAAUACAGUCCCAAACCCCCAGUAUGGGUUUGACCUCAGCAGUUCAAGGGGAUGGCUCAGUCAAGAUGAUGGGAGGUGUGGGUGUGGGUGGAAGUUCAGGCACGCCAGGUCUGACCUCACCCAUAUUUUGUUCCUCUCGACCCAAAAAGCUUCUGAAGACCAGCUCUUUCCACCUGCUCAAACAGCGGCGGGAGCCACAACCCCAAACCAAGAAAAACUACGCGCAGGAGUACGAGUUUGAGGAUGAUGAGGAUAAAGCUGAUGUUCCAGCAGAUAUUCGCCUCAACAGUCGACGCCUUCCUGACCUGCUCCCAGACUUGGUGUCUAGUUGUAGGAAGGCUGGUGGGGCGAUUGGAGUAAGUGGGCUCAGUCCAUUGAUGGGAGACAUGGACUUCUGCCACCCCUCUGGGUACUCUGCCCUUGGACACCCUGCCCAACACCCUCCCAUCGAUGGUCCUAAGAAAAGAGGCAGGAAACCAACAAAACCAAAACGUGAAGGCCCGCCUCGACCACGAGGUAGACCCCGAAUACGUCCACUUCCAGAGCCACCUUAUUGCAGGGGACUGACAGGAUCAGUGCCUGGAGAAAGUAAGAGGGGUCGUGGGAGGGGUCGAGGGAGGGGCAGAAGGGACGAAGGGCUUGUGGACAUGCAUCAAGAUCUGAAUAAAGCACAAAGCCUACCGUAUAAUCAGCAGCAGCAACAGUUCAGCCAACAGCAGCAACAUCUCCAACAGCAACCACAGCUACAACACAGCCUGCAGGCAGAGCACCACCCAACACUGCAGCACCACCUGCACCAUCAGCAGCAGCAUGUUUCCUGUUCUCAGCUCCAACCGCUCCAUCAUCAACAAGAACAGCAACCACAGCAGGAUCCAAUAAGACCUAUCAAGAUCAAACUGCCCGUCCCCUCCAUGCUGCCGUCAGAGUCUCUGCUGAGGACAGACUCUUUGUCCAGCACGGAUCCCGUUCUGUCUGAUGGAUCAGUGGGAUCAGCACCGACUCUGGGCCUGAGUCCUGGACCCAGCAACGCCAUUGACGUCAGCAGAACGGACCUGAACCCGACUCAAGACAAGAUGAUGAGGCAUCAGCAGAAAGCUGCAGAGAUGACGUGGAAGAAAGAAUUGGACGAGCCUCUGAAUCCUGACGCCUGGGCUGCUGUGCAGAAACUCUCUAGUUCAGCUGAUGACAAGUUUGAUUUCAAACCCGGCUUCAUGGCGUCUUUUCUGGACUUCCUGAAGACUGGAAAGAAACAGUCCGGUCUGGAGCUAGGACCUGAUGGCGGUCCUGAGGAGGAGGCCCUCAACCCCUGCUCCUCCCUGAAGAGCUCCUCCCUCAGGCCUUUAUCCCCGCCUCCUCCUCCCCUGCCACCGACUCCUCCUCCGCAGCCUCAAGGGCCCUUCAGCGAGGGGGAGCAUGGCGAGGGGGCGGAGCUGAACCUUAGCAGCUGUCCAAGUUCCUGCAAACCUCUGGACGAGGAGCUGGAGCUGAAGAGGAACCUAGAGACCCUGCCCUCCUUCUCCUCUGAUGAGGAGGACUCGGUCAGUAAGAACCAGGACCUGCAAAAGAGCAUCUCCUCCGCCAUCUCUGCCCUCUACGACACACCGCACUCACUCGCUGUUGCCAUGGCGUCUGCCAUGGCCAAAGCUCCACCCACUCCGUCCCCGCCUACACCACAUGAGCCAUCGCUCAGCCCCCCCCUCCCUGCUCUGCCCCCCCUCAUCCCCAGCAUGGGGAAGGAGGUGAAAGAGGAGGUGCUCACAUAUGCUCAGUAUCACUCCCAGGACAAGGAGGAGCAGGAAGAGAUGGAGAGAGAGAGGGAGGAGGAGAGGGAGGAGGAGCAAGGAAGCAAAGAGGUGGAGGAGGUGGAGGAGGAAAUGGAGGCAGAGGGAGGAGGAGAGGCAGCCGAUGAUGAAGAAACAAUGAGAGCUCAACAGAAUCUGCAGCAGGGAUCCCUGGAACAGCUGGAGGACGAGGACGAAGAGGAGGAGGAGCAGGACGAGGAGGAGUUAUCUGAACAACAGAUCCUGGAGGCUCCAAAGGUUCAAGAUUCUCCAUCAGGACCUGAGCCGGUUCCUGCACCUCCAUCCCCAUCUCCCACAAUCUCGCCCUCACCUCCCACCUACUCCUCACUCUCCCCACUCCCUCCUAUGUGCCCCUCUUUACCCUCCCCCCUGCCGAUCCAGCAGGAGGAGGAGGAGGAGGUGAACUUAACGACUCCUCCCUCUGAGCAGCAGAAGCAGCAGCAGUCCACCUACCAACCUGCUCCAACUGCAGGCACUUCCCCACCCCCCUCCACCUCCCCUCCAGCCCCCCUGUCCUCACCACUCUCCAACCUCCCUUUGGCCCAGUCCAUUCCUCCUCCAUCAACCACCCCUCCACCUUCCUCUUCAGACCAGGACCUGGAGCCUGAAGCCGGACAGCUGUCCCCCUCCUCCCCCUCCUCGUCCUCACCCUCUUCAUCAUCCUCUCCCCCACCCUCACCUCCAACCCCGGAGGAGACCCCGGCAUCCCAGCGCCUCACCUCCCUCCACCUGGCAAAGAAGCAGACUGAUGCUGCCAUCGCAGGGGAGAGCGAGGAGGAGGAGAGCGAGAGCGGCGGGGAGGGGAUCUUCCGUGAACGUGAUGAGUUUGUGGUUCGGACCGAGGACAUCGGCACUCUGAAGAUGGCGCUGCAGACGGGCAGAGAGCCUCCGCCCAUCUGGAGGGUCCAGAAAGCCUUACUCCAGAAGUUCAGCCCAGAGAUCAAAGAUGGUCAGAGGCAGUUCUGUGCAACCAGUAACUAUCUGGGUUAUUUUGGAGAUGCAAAGAUGAGAUACCAGCGUCUGUACGUGAAGUUUCUGGAGAACGUCAACAAGAAGGAUUAUGUGAGAGUGUGUUCGAGGAAGCCGUGGCACAGAGCGGGUCUGACCCUCAGGCGACAGUCUCUGCCCAAACAGCUGCCCCACAAUCAGACCCCCCCUCGAGGGGAGAGAGACGACAGAGACAAGGAGAGACAGAGGGAGCUGAAGGAGCAGAGAGAGAGGGAGCUGAAGGAGCAGAGAGAGAGGGAGCUGAAGGAGCAGAGAGAGAGGGAGCACCGGGAGAAGGUAGAGAAGGAGAACAAGGAGAGAGAGAGGAGAGAGAAAGAGGAGCAAAAAGAGAGAGAGGGGAAAGAAAAAGAGGAGAGAGAGAGGAGAGAGAAGGAGAAGGCUGAGAGGGAGGACAGAGAGCGUAGAGAGAGAGAGUGUAGAGAAAAGGAGAUAGAACUGGAGAGGGAGAGGAGAGAGAAGGAGCAGAGGGAACGAAAAGAAAGGGAACGACAGGAGAGAGAACAGAAACAGAAAGAGAGAGAGCAGAAACAAAGAGAGAGGGACCGCAAAGAGAGAGAGCAGAGGGAGAGGGAGAAACAGGAAAGGGAGCAGAAAGAAAAAGAAAGAAGAGAGAGGGAGCAAACUGAGCGGGAGAGGAAGGAGAGAGAGCAGAGGGAGAGGGAGAGAAGGGAGAAGGAGAGAGAGAGAGAGCGCAGAGAGAAGGAGAAACAGGAGAGGGAGUGGAGAGAGAAGGAGCUAAGGGAGCGGGAGAGAGAGAGGGAAAGGAGAGAUGGCGUGAUGGAGUAUUCAAGGUUGAAGGAGGAGAAAAGAGGAGGAGAGGAGAAGAGGAUGGAGCGUCAGUCUCGAGCUAAGACAUCAAAAGAGAAGGCAGAGCCUCCUCCAAAGAAGAGGAAGAAGUGGUUGAAGGAGGUGCCGUCCUCCUCCUCGGAGUCUGACUCCUCCCCUCCGAGUGAGGACGAAGCUCCUGUUCGGGGGGGAGUUAACAGCCGAGUGAUGCGUGAGAUGUUCAGGAGCUACGUGGAGAUGUUGGUCAGCACGGCGCUCGACCCAGACAUGAUUCAGGCUCUGCAGGACACUGACGACGAGCUGUACCUUCCACCCAUGAGGAAGAUUGACAGCCUGCUCAGUGAUCAGAAGAAGAGGCUGCUGAGGAGAGUCAACAUGAGCGCUCAGCACCAGGAGGUUCUCCAUAUUUUCCCGAAAAUGACGGCAGACCCUCUGGAGUCCGGAGCAGUUAAAGUCCACCUGGGGGGGGAGGGCUACAACCGAAAAACUCUGAACAGGGUCAAGCGGAGUAUUCCUAAACAACAGGAUUUGAAGCUGUCCAUAGAAACAUGUCGGAUCUACAGUCUGUAUCACUCCCUCCAUCACUACAAAUAUCACACCUUCCUGCACUGCAAGAAGGAGACGGACAGCAUCGAGCAGGCGGCCGAGGACCCCGGUCAGGAGGAGGUGGUGCAGCAGUGCAUGGCCAAUCAGAGCUGGCUGGAGAGUCUGUUCACCUCCUUCAUGGAGCUGCUGAGCCUCAGUUCAAAGGCCUGAACACCCCGACACCUGGACACCUGGACACCUGACCGGUACCCGACUGGUACCCGACCUGAACCUCUGAUCCAGGUGUACAGAGAGCAAGGGAUCAUUUAAAGAUCAGACUCCAGCAGAGAGGAUUCAAGUAUUUCUUAAUUACUGAUUUAAAGAAGACACAGAGAGGCGGAGUCAAACUGUGUGAAUGUGACACACACUCACGCACACACACACACACACACACACACACACACACACCUACACACACACGCGCGUGCACGCACACACACGCACACACACACACACACAGGAUGUCUAUAACGAUGUAAUAAACUCUGGUUUGUAUAAUUUAUACGUUUGUAAAGACGAGCGGAUGUUUUCUGAAGAUUUGAAAGCAGAGUUCAUUCAAUGACUGCCUGCCGAAGUCAGACUGAAGGAGGUUAAAGUGAAGGAGGUUAAAGUCAGACUGAAGGAGGUUAAAGUCAGACUGAAGGAGGUUAAAGUCAGACUGAAGGAGGUUAAAGUGAAGGAGGUUAAAGUGAAGGAGGUUAAAGUCAGACUGAAGGAGGUUAAAGUGAAGGAGGUUAAAGUCAGACUGACGGAGGUUAAAGUCAGACUGACGGAGGUUAAAGUCAGACUGACGGAGGUUAAAGUCAGACUGAAGGAGGUUAAAGUGAAGGAGGUUAAAGUGAAGGAGGUUAAAGUCAGACUGACGGAGGUUAAAGUCAGACUGACGGAGGUUAAAGUCAGACUGAAGGAGGUUAAAGUGAAGGAGGUUAAAGUCAGACUGAAGGAGGUUAAAGUGAAAGAGGUUAAAGUCAGACUGACGGAGGUUAAAGUCAGACUGACGGAGGUUAAAGUGAAGGAGGUUAAAGUCAGACUAUGUGAUAGUUUGUGCCUCAGCGUGCAGGCGAGACGGAGGUGAGAUGUAUUUAAACUGUGUUCUUUCUGUUUGUUCUUCUGAAGACGAUGAGACGCAGAGAGACGAUUUAAAAAAGAAUUCAGUCCACUCUCUGAGAGAUCCAUGUCAGUGUUAACGUCCUUUUUACCUGUUAGCUGUUUCUCGUGUUCUCUUUGUAAAUACUGUACAGCGAUUUCAUUCUGCUCCCCGUCGCUCUUCUGUACAUGAAAUUCUGUAUUUGACAUAAUGAAAUAAAACUGUUCAAAGGACUAAUGUGAUAAAGAAA
Labrus mixtus (cuckoo wrasse) is the source of this 9807-nucleotide messenger RNA. It is a transcript of the gene prr12b, whose product is annotated as proline rich 12b. NCBI's taxonomy places the organism in Eukaryota, Metazoa, Chordata, Actinopteri, Labriformes, Labridae. The transcript has 16 exons. The record is from RefSeq and is a predicted model, not a curated record. Bases 380 to 8641 code for a protein of 2753 amino acids.